UAAGGCAAAGAACACAAUCUCUUACAGAUCAAUAUGUGCCUAUGAGGAAAGCUCAAAGACAGGAACCAGAAACAUUUCAGCGCCCUAUGAGUUAUACUAAAGGGCAAGCUCGGGCACUCAUUCAAUUGCUGAAGAGUAAUAGGUCAGAGUUUAUAAGCUCGAAGCGUGGAGUUGACGUUAUUUCAGACUAUGACCUUGACAAUGGCCGGAUUCGUUUUCGUUUGUCACCCAGUGAGCCAAAAACGUUCCCCAUUUCCAUCGAGAACACAUCUAAUGAGCCUGUGCUCUUUGUUCAGUACAAGGCGCUUCGCAGAAUGCGCGGCUUUUCAUUCCAAGAUGAAAAUCAAGUAUCCAGAACUGAGCCCUUACAACUUAUGCCAGGUUACAGUUAUAAGAUCAUGGUUCACUGUUCUGUGGAUUCGUAUGGAUAUUUCCCAAUUACAAUGGCAUUUGAAUUCAUAGUAGAUCGUAAAUCAUUUGUUAUUGGAAGGUUUUUAUCAGCUGUUUGCAAUAGCAAAUUGGCUGAUGAGCUGGCGCCUAAGUCUGCUUAUGUGCCCUAUCAGAGAAGUCUUCUGAAACCAAUUGUGAGGAAUGAAGAUGAGGGAUUUCCACCCGACAGCACAUUGACAUAUGAAUUAGAGCGGGAGAUCCCUCUUACUGACUGCUAUCCCCCUGGCCAUCUAAAGGCCAGCAUCCGGGCAGGCGUAUUUUCCAGCAAAGCUCCUGUCACCAGGUCCAGAUCCAGUCAGCUGCAGGACCGAGAUCUGCUAGCUAGCCCUAUGGACUUCAACAAUUAUAAAGAGAGGUUUCAACUGAUGUUGUAUCUUGAAGAGAUACAGAUGGAAAUUGACAUUAGGAGAUACGAUCAAAAGGACAAGAAAAUGGAACUUGAUCGGCGAAACAAACGACUUCUUGUUCUGGAUGUUCCUGGUGUGGCUGAGAACCGGCCUUCUGUACUAAGAGGAGACCAUCUAUUUGUAACAUUCGCUGAUGAACGAGACCGGUCAGAUAUGAUUAGCUACAAGGGCUACGUACAUGGGGUAGAACUGGAAAGAGUUAGGCUUGGAUUCUCUAACAAUCUUUUAAAAAAAUUUGUAAGUGGAUUGCUGUUUGAUGUCAACUUUACAUUUAACCGGAUGCCUUUGAAAGUUCAGCACAGAGCAGUUCAUUUGGCUAAAGAAAAGAAUUUGAAGGAAUUUCUCUUUCCUUCUUGUUCCUAUAAAGAAAAAAUUGUUGAUCCCGAGAAACUCAACUUUUUUGACAGGAGCCUUGAGAGUAACAAGGAACAAUACAAUGCAGUGAACCACAUUGUAUGUGGCCUGUCCAGGCCUGCUCCUUAUCUUUUGUUUGGACCCCCUGGAACUGGGAAGACAAUGACUUUGGUAGAAGCUAUAAAACAGGUGUUUAUGUGUGUCCCGGAUUCACAUGUACUGGCAUGUGCACCAUCUAACAGUGCGGCCGACCUGCUAUGUCAACGCCUAAUGAAGCACAUGAACCAGAAAGAUCUUUUCAGAAUGCUAGCCAGCAGCCGGGACAUCCGUGCAGUUCCAGAGGAAAUCAAGAAAUUUUGCAACUGGGAUAGUGACAAAGAAUGCUUUAUCUACCCCAGCAAGGAAAAACUGAUGAAAUAUAAAGUAAUUGUCACAACCCUUAUUACAUCAGGAAGGCUUGUGUCUGCAAACUUUCCGUCUGGUCAUUUUACCCAUGUAUUUAUUGAUGAGUCUGGCCAUGCAGUGGAGCCAGAGUGUGUGACUACUAUAGCAGGAAUUCUAAAUGUGAUGGAACGGAAAACUAACAAGCAUGGAGGUCAGCUGGUGUUGGCUGGUGACCCAAAACAACUUGGGCCAAUAUUAAGAUCUCCAGUGGCUAAAGAAAAUGGACUAGACAUCUCUUUGCUGGAGCGUCUGAUGACCCAGAAUCCCCUUUACAAAAAGGAUGAAAACGGCUAUAAUUCAAUGUUUGUUACAAAGCUACUGAAGAACUACAGAUCACACCCUGACAUACUACGUAUCCCUAAUGAACUCUUUUAUGAGAAUGAGCUCCAAGUAGCCGCAGAUGAGCUGGUCUCUAACUCUUACUGCAAUUGGGAUACGUUGCCUCGUAAGGGAUUUCCCAUCAUUUUUCAUGGUGUGUUGGGUAAAGAUGAGCGGGAAGGAAACAGCCCUUCUUUCUUCAAUGUGAGUGAGAUUCAAGAAGUUAUAACGUACCUUGAUGAUCUGCUACAAUCUCAGGGCAAGAAAGGAUUGUCUAGGAUCUCACCAAAAGAGAUUGGCAUCAUUUCUCCAUACAGAAAACAGGUGGAAAAAAUCCGGGAAGCUAUUAGGCUCAGACUCAAUCAUGUGACUGACAUCAAAGAACUGAAGGUUGGUUCAGUUGAGGAAUUCCAAGGCCAAGAACGUAAGGUGAUUAUCAUAUCCACAGUACGGAGCUGUCAAGAUUAUGUCAAGUUUGAUGAAGACUUUAACCUUGGCUUCCUUAAUAAUCCCAAGAGAUUUAAUGUGGCAAUUACAAGAGCUAAAGCACUUUUAAUUCUGGUGGGGAAUCCAAUCGUACUUCAAAAGGAUCCCAACUGGUCUCGAUUUCUCAAGUUUUGCCAAGAAAAAGGUGGAUACAAAGGAUUUAACUAUGUAGAAGAAGAUCCUCUGGAUGAGAAUGAUAUUAAUGACCUUUUAAGCAGCCUUAAUAUUAAUGGUCCACCAGCUGGAGAAGACACUGGGGAGAGUGUUAUUCAACAGCAGGAAGAACCAUCCUGGAGACAUGAACAUUAAUAUCUUGUUACCACACCCCCCAAUAAACUUUUCUUAACUGGGCAGUGUCUCCAUGAGAUGCUCGUACCAUUUUUUUUUUCUGUGCACCUUCUAGUUUAGAUAAAUAGUUUGUAUGUUUUUCUACAAAACGUCCAAAAAUAUUAUCUAGAUGUUUUGCAAAAUAUGCAAUGUUGUGUUUUUUGUUUUUUUAUAAAUUAAAUAAGGCUACAUAAAUAAGUUUAUUAAAGCAGAAAUCCUAUCUUCAAUAGCAUUUAUGUCUGGUUCUCUUUAACUGAAAUUGUCUUUGUAUAAAUAUUUGCACUAUAAAGAAUUGGUCUUCCUGUAAAAUGAAAAGGUAUUUAAAAUAAUCAUCAUCUCAAAUUGGUGCUUUAGAUUAUGUAAAUUAAUUAUACAAUUAGAUACCAUUUUUAAAGUAUCAUUUUUAUAGCUUAUGGUCUGUAAUGUAUUACACUUUAUGUACCUAAUGUAAAUUAAACAUGUGCGACCUCUCAUCACGUGUAGGGCUGACGUCUGUGUCUUAGCCUGCCAGUAUGUUCUAUGUCAGCUAUUUCAAUGUGUGAUGCACCUAUUCACUGCUAAGGGAUGUAAAAGUCAACAAAAUUAAUGUGCAUUUUUAAGAAUAUUAUUUUUAAGCAUAAAACAAUACUUGGCUAUCAAGUUAUUUAAAUUAAACUAAUUAAUUAGUCCUAUUCAAUCUGUAGCUGAUGUGGAAGAAAUCCACUGGACGGUGGGGAUUUGGAAGGCACUGCUUAGGUGGCUUCCAAACGAAGCACAAAAUAUGUCCCUUUAAUAGAGGAUAGUUUUUAUGCCUUUAAAUUAUUCUUUUAAAUUUACCUUAAGUGGUUUAGACUUUUAUAUCCUUUUUUUUUUUUUUUUUUUAUUACAAAUGCACAAUGGAAAUGUAUAAUGAAGAUAAUUCUGCAAAUUAUUUUUUUAUGUAAAUUAUGUGGUGCCUUAAUUUUGUAUAAAAUUUAAAUUUAAAAUGAAUCUUUCAUGAUAUUUUUGGAAGAAAUAGUUGAAACUAUUUGUAAUACAUAUUUUGCUAAAUAAAAGUUAAUAUUAAAUGUUA
Messenger RNA from Bombina bombina (fire-bellied toad), 3837 nucleotides. RefSeq names its product Mov10 RISC complex RNA helicase (gene MOV10). The coding region runs from base 42 to 2768 and encodes 908 amino acids. The transcript has 20 exons. Gene Ontology annotation, molecular function: RNA binding; 5'-3' RNA helicase activity. NCBI's taxonomy places the organism in Eukaryota, Metazoa, Chordata, Amphibia, Anura, Bombinatoridae. The record is from RefSeq and is a predicted model, not a curated record.